ACAAACAAAAAAUAUCUUAAAUUUUAUAAGUUAACCAACACUACACAAACUUAUUUUGAUUCAUUAUGACCACCCUAUGCGCCUACACUUGAUUAAAUAUUUGCAACAAUUAGUAAUAACAAAGGUGCAAAAUAUACGUGUAAAUUGAACAAAAUUAAUUUAUAAUGGGAACCAAGGAACGUUCCGGCGUACUCGGCGAAGUGCUUAAACUAGAUGUGUUAUGGACAAAAAAAUUAGUAACAUUUGUAUUCCAAUAUAUACCAUUUACCAAAUUACGGCUACAUUGCAAAUGUUUGGAGAUAUCAUGCAACGGCAUUGCUUGGUUGGCUGGCUGGUUAGCAUUUAUUUGGAUAGCUGAUAGCAAAUCACUUUACCAAAUGCAGUUAAAUCUGCUAUUUGGACUAAUAUUAGAUAUUAUCAUAAUUGCGGUGUUGAAAGCAAUCUUUCGACGUCGGCGACCAGCAGUGUGUACAGAUAUGCUCACCUUGGGACCUGAUAAAUUUAGUUUUCCUUCAGGUCAUGCGUCCAGAUCGGCGUUUAUAUUCAUGUUUUUCACAAUGCUAAAUCCAGUUUCAGAAAUAUUAUGGAUGCCCAUAUUUUCGUGGACACUAAGUGUGUGUUUGUCAAGAGUUUUACUCAGCCGGCAUUAUAUAUUAGAUGUACUUGGCGGUAUGGGUGUUGGUAUUGUUGAAGCGCUUAUUGUUGGUCUACUGUGGAUUGGUGAAAAUGCUGCCUCAAACAUUAUUAAUUAUGUCACGAAUGAUUAUUUGCCCGGUGGAGAAGAAUAAAAAUUAUUUUUUUUUUUUUUGUAUUGUAUUAAAAAGUUGUAUAUUUGUUAAGCAAAACGUUAGCCAAAAUAAAAAUUGAUGUGACUCAUUAACAAACUAAGCAUAGGAGUAUGAAGUGUACUCUGUGCAAUGAGAUAAAAGACACGACAAUUUUGUGAUAAAUAUGCUAACACUUAAGAUUUUGUAUUGUAUUAAUAAAAAAAUAAAUGUUUUAAAACUA
Messenger RNA from Bactrocera tryoni, 1008 nucleotides. RefSeq names its product phospholipid phosphatase 6. Bases 165 to 788 code for a protein of 207 amino acids. The transcript has 2 exons. The record is from RefSeq and is a predicted model, not a curated record. Gene Ontology annotation, molecular function: sphingosine-1-phosphate phosphatase activity. Lineage: Eukaryota; Metazoa; Arthropoda; Insecta; Diptera; Tephritidae.